CGCCCGUGUUAAACACAAGAGAGGAAGACGUACCAAAAGAUGCUGAUAUACAGAGUUAGUUGUACAGUAAAAUAAAUGUUUUUCUUGUUGAUUUCGCUUUAGGUGGGCUUAACGUUUCUACUAACGAAAACGUUGAAUGUUGCAUGAUUUGGACGUUGGUUAUAUUAUUGUAACCUAAACCUGAGUAGAUGAAUAGCAACAAGAUCAGUGUCUUGGCCAAACACGUGUUUCUGUGCAGAUAUGCAUGGAGAGAAUUAUGUACAAAACAUGUCCUUGGUAGGAGGUACAUGACCUUUGCUAAAUGUAAACCAAUCAGAUUUUCUCAAUGUACCUCAAAAUUAAGCACUGCAUUUGCAGUUGCAGUUCUGCCAGCAAGGACCUUGUCUUUGACAGCUUGCAUGUUCAAGAGCAAAAAUCACAACACAGAUAACAACAGUCUAGAGAAAGAGGAAGAUGAAAAUGAUGAGGCAGAAAUAGAGGCACUAUUCCAGCAGCAGAUCCCCACAGGUAUUGGUGAAGAAGAACACAGGGUCUUCAUUGUUCAUCCUGAUGUGAAAUGGGGCAGCAGAAAGCAAUAUCUGACCACAGCGGCACUUCAGAUGGAAGAAGCUGUGGGUCUGGUGAACACUUUGUACAACUGGAGUGUUGCUGAUAAGAUUAUCCUCUCCACCAAGACACCAGAGAAGAGAAGAAUUUUCGGCAAAGGAAACUAUAGCUUGCUGGUUUUGAAUAAAUAA
Molecule: messenger RNA, 737 nt
Organism: Sinocyclocheilus rhinocerous
Lineage: Eukaryota; Metazoa; Chordata; Actinopteri; Cypriniformes; Cyprinidae
Product: putative GTP-binding protein 6
Exons: 2
Coding region: 189-737 (182 amino acids)
Cellular component (GO): cytoplasm
Molecular function (GO): ribosome binding; GTP binding
Source: RefSeq, a predicted model, not a curated record